GUCAAAAUGAGCGACGAAGAAGAUUAUAUGUCGUCUAAAUUUUUGGAAGAAGCUGCUAGCUUUGAAAACCAAACUAAGCAAGAGACUUAUUCAGAGAGAAGGAAAAGGCAACUUCGUGAGCAACGCGAAAAAGGCUUGAUCAAACCUCGUCAUGUUCUUGAAAAGGAAGAGCGAGAAAAAGGAUUAAAAACAGCAGUAGACACAAGUAAUAAAGGCAUGCAGAUGCUCAUGAAGAUGGGAUUCAAACAGGGAACAGCUUUAGGAAAAAAGGGAACUGAAGGUAUUGUUGAACCUAUCAAGGUCGAUAUGAGAAACAGUCGAGAAGGGCUCGGUAUGAGCAAAAAGAGAGAGAGAGAAGAAGAAGAAGAGUUUGAAAAGAAAAAAUUGCACAUGGAUCCUGAUGAAUUUAGAGCAGCAAUGGCUCAGAGAGCAAAGGAAAAUCAGUAUCAGAGAUAUGUUGUGGCAGCUGCGUCUAUUUGUCAAAAUUUUGACGAAGAAGCAGGUGUUGAGGUAAAUGAAAAGAGGCCCUUGUUAUGUGUAUAGUCUACUUAGUUUUUUCUGUAGUCCAACAUUUUAUGGGUGCUUAAACCUGAAAAAGAGGAUACGGAAGAUAAUGAAGAAGAAGAAGAAAAAGAAA
This is a messenger RNA of Rhizopus microsporus ATCC 52813, 637 nucleotides long. RefSeq names its product G-patch-domain-containing protein. Bases 7 to 543 code for a protein of 178 amino acids. Lineage: Eukaryota; Fungi; Mucoromycota; Mucoromycetes; Mucorales; Rhizopodaceae. Gene Ontology annotation, molecular function: nucleic acid binding. Gene Ontology annotation, cellular component: kinetochore. The transcript has 2 exons. The record is from RefSeq and is a predicted model, not a curated record.